GGCGUAAGUGAACAGGUCAAUGUAUAGGACAAGUGGCGUACAGUAGGAGAGCUCGACAACUAUAUCACGAGUGGUAGAUCGCAAACACCUUAGUGCCUGUGCUGUGUGAGUCUUAGUGCGCACGGGUGGGCCUAGCUACAAUCAUACGCAUACCAAGUGCAAGGGCUGUGGUAGUCGUGCACACAAUCAGAAGGGUUUUAUAACACAGUGCGUCUGUGUCUGUUGCAUUAUAGUUUAGAUUGACGUCAAAAUGGGCGUAGCAGUGCAAAACAACACCGACAAGAAGAAUGUCAAGCCGCGAUUCAAGAUCACCCCCGGGAAUGUGGUGGAGGCCAUUCAGGGCAGGAAGAACGGCAGGAGUGAGGACUAUCAGUUUAUAGUCGAAACAAUGAACAAGCAGAUAAAAACACAGCACGUGAUCAGUAUACUGAAGGGCAUGAGACAUUGCAUCUCAUCACUGACCACAGACAAUUGGGAACUCGUAUCUGCGACGCUAUCGCUCAAAUGGUGGCUCAUUUCCAAAGAAGUCCUGGAUGCGCAAGUAGCGUUGCUGGAGCACUUGAUAUCCGCGCACUCGGCACACAUCCGUCCAGUCAUCAAAUACAUCGUUCUCAACUUCCUGCCACCCAACGAACGCCCGGACUACGAAGACGUGUCAGAGGAUGAGGAGGAUGAGGAAGGGUCUGACCUUAAACCCAAGCAGCAGGGCGAUGCCCAACUGUUCCGCAACGGCCGCACACAGUAUGAGCUCUUCCACGACGCACACGACGCGUUAAUCCGUAUCACCAAUGCCGUGCCGGGGUGUGUUAAUAUCCUCCUGGAAGUGCUGAAGGAAAACUUCCCGCACAGACGCCGGUCAGCGUUUGCCAAUGAGAAGUAUCUGCGCAACUUCUUGACCGUGUUUUUGUACCUGCCGGUCCUGCGCAACCAAAUUCUCAGGUUUGCGGUGCACCGUCUGGUCAAACUGGAUGUGGAGAUCACCGAGUCUCUGCGUAACCUUGACGACGACGAGAGCAGCGACAACGACAGUGAAAGUGAUGAAGACGAUGACAGCGACGGCAGCGGCAGUGAGGAUGACAGCAGCAGCGUCAGUAGCACCGACCAGGACGUUUACAUGGAGAAUGAGGUGGACAUGACUGAGGCCGAAGGGUACGGUACCAGUGAGCAUGUGAGGGAAGACCAGCUGGUGUUGGUAGAUACUGUGGAAGGGGAUACAGGACCGAAUGAGUCCCGACAGCCGCUGGUCCAGGUGCAGGAGGGCGAGGUCGCGCAGGAGGCCCAGAAGAAGACCAUACCCCUGCCAGUAAUGGCGCACAAGCUGGAUCGCCUGAUGUGUGUGAUGUUCGAGUACCUGGAAGUGUCGUCUGCGAUUAAAGCCGGCGAGACCCCGGCCGAAAACCGAGAGAGGAUGAAGGGGGUGUUUGUGAGCAUGGUCGGCGCCUUCGAUGAUGUGUUACUGCCCACGUUCCAAAGCAAGUACGUGCAGUUUGUGCUGUUCAAGCUGUGCUCGUUCCAUGAGUCAAACCCACCCAUCUUCAUCAGCUUCCUGGAGAAGCGUCUGUAUAACCCGCGGGCCAAUCCGGUCGAGCGCAUUGCCGCGGCUGCGUAUGUGGGCGGCAUUGUCACGCGACACGCCUUCGUCACAGUACACACCGCCGCACACGCACUGCGCAAGAUGGCUGAGUUUAUCAGCAAGUACAUCGACACACACGACGACAAGCUACACCCGGGCAGUGUGGCCAAUCUGGUGGAACACCGGGUGUUUUACGGGGUCUGCCAGGCGGUGAUGUAUGUGCUGUGCUUCAAGCACGACGCCAUCAUGCGCGAGUACGGCGACGCGUGGGUGCGCAAGCUGCGGCUGGAGAAGAUGGUCAUCUGCAACCUCAACCCCAUGCAGAUUGUGCUCAAGUCCAUUGUGGAGGAGUUUGCGCGGGUCAUGAAGCUGCACCAGAUCGUGUACUGCUACGCCGUCAUCACACGCAACACAGCCAUGGUCAGCUCCGCCCAGGGCGCCAAGGAGUUCAGCGCUUUAGACUCCUUCUUCCCGUACGACCCGUACAACCUGCCUGAAAGCUCCAAGUAUGUGACCAACUACAUCGCCUGGGGCGAACGCAGUCCAGGGGACUACCCCACACAACCAGCCCUAGAGGACAACACAGCACACUACCCCACACAACGAGCCCUAGAGGACAACACAGCACACUACCCCACACAACCAGCCUUAGAGCAUAGCACAGCACACUACCUCACCAGCCGGCGAGAGAGUAAUGUAGACAUGGCCGACGCCAUGGCCAUAAAGGAAGAGAGCGUGGUAGCCGAACUGCCGAGCGCGCUUUCGGUCGCACAAGCACACGCACACAACGAUCAAUCGGUGGACGACCCAAAGGAUGAGGACCUGUUUCUUUCGGACGAAGCCGAAUUUGGUAUGGCCUUCGCGCGACAGAGUACGUUUGGGCGAAAGGACUCACAGAUUAGUGCGAAACUGAAAUUUAAACAUCAUAAGCGCAGCAAACGCGUGGCACGAACUGCGUCGUGGCUGUAGUGAGCGUGAUCAGGGGAAUGGGAUAAGGUAGUUAAGAGGUAUGAUAUAAGCGAUGCACAUUUAGUUAAAGAUAUGAUAUAUAAGAGACGCUAGUAUAGCCACACAGCACCUCACAGUCACGUAUACUCGCGCACACAUGUGUAGCCCUACACACGCACACGCACACGUUGGCUGUGUUUGGCCUGGCAAGCGACUGUGCGCCUGCCAUACGAAGGGUGUGUGGAUGCGCCUGGGAGGGCUGCACCUGGACUGCGCAAGUCAGGACCGGUGUGGCCAAAGAGACACCGGGGUGUUCUAUGCGCAAUGUACCCACCCUCCCGUGGGAAGGGCUCGGUGGCCGGUGUUGCGUUGUACAGAGUGCGGAGUUGAUGUGAAGUCCUUGAAGCCAGGGUUACCCAGGUUGUUUGAAACUAGGGACAAUUAAGUUGUUGGUUAGCCGCACAGUUAGUGUGGUCUGUGGACGAUGGUGCUCUGCGGUUGACUAUGAGCUGCGCACGUCGAGUGGUCUGUCGCAUCGCAGGGCCUUCUUUGCUGGCGCAGCCACAUCACAUCUUCAGAGGGGGUGCGUGUUCCUGAGUGUAUUGUGAUGAAGUCCACAUCACAUCGUAAGAGGGUGUACGUGGUUCUGAGUGUUUUGUGAUGAAGUUUAAGGACUGUAUCGACAAGGCCGCCCUGAGUGCGUAGUAUGAACAGCUACGCCUCACAAGACACUCAGCGAACGCCUGGGCACAGACGUAGCAGCCACGCGCCAGCCGUAUCGGCAGAAGACUUGUAGUA
Sphaeroforma arctica JP610 is the source of this 3319-nucleotide messenger RNA. RefSeq lists its product as hypothetical. Lineage: Eukaryota; Ichthyosporea; Ichthyophonida. Gene Ontology annotation, biological process: transcription initiation at RNA polymerase I promoter. The transcript is spliced from 3 exons. Gene Ontology annotation, molecular function: RNA polymerase I core binding; RNA polymerase I general transcription initiation factor activity. Bases 251 to 2542 code for a protein of 763 amino acids. Gene Ontology annotation, cellular component: nucleus. The record is from RefSeq and is a predicted model, not a curated record.